Canariomyces notabilis is the source of this 681-nucleotide messenger RNA. RefSeq lists its product as uncharacterized. The transcript has 2 exons. NCBI's taxonomy places the organism in Eukaryota, Fungi, Ascomycota, Sordariomycetes, Sordariales, Chaetomiaceae. The record is from RefSeq and is a predicted model, not a curated record. Bases 1 to 681 code for a protein of 226 amino acids.
AUGACAACACUCCCAUCCGAUUCCAGGCUAAACCCCACAGCAACCCCGUUCCUCCCCGCAAUCAGCUCACUGCCAACCCUGUCCGACACCGCCCUGGCCGCAACCCUGGACCUGCUGUUUGAGCCCUGCCCCGACUUGCACGCGCUCGCGCUGCCUACUAUGCGGACCAUCUCGUUUGGGUCGUGGGACGAUUUGAUUGGGACGUUGCGUGAGCAGUUGAUGGAGCUUGUUUCUGUCGUUCAGGGUGAGGGUGAUGAACAGAAGAGGGAGGGUGAGGGAAGGAAGGCGCUGCAUCGUGUCCUGGGGAGUCAUCCCCGUCUGGGCGAAAAGAAAUCUAAUGGAGGGGUUGGAGGGGCUGGGAUUAGCGGCGGAGGCGGGAUGAGUGUGUUGAGCAGCAUGGAACAGAGCCAUUUAAGGGGUCAUGGUGGGAGCGAGGAGGAGGAGGAGUUGGCGAGGUUGAAUCGGGAGUAUGAAGCGAGGUUUCCGGGGCUGCGGUAUGUGGUGUGGGUGAAUGGGCGGCCGAGGGAGGAGAUUUUUAGGGAUAUGAAGCUGAGGAUUGAGAGAGGAGAUUUAGAAGCGGAGGAGAGGGAGGGGAUACAGGCUAUGUGCGAUAUUGCUGCCGAUCGAGCACGCAAGCUGCUGAACAAGUCAGCUGAGGAGGCUGCUGGCGCCGGUCAGUGA